Molecule: messenger RNA, 2487 nt
Organism: Melanotaenia boesemani (Boeseman's rainbowfish)
Lineage: Eukaryota; Metazoa; Chordata; Actinopteri; Atheriniformes; Melanotaeniidae
Exons: 7
Coding region: 438-1577 (379 amino acids)
Source: RefSeq, a predicted model, not a curated record
GGAAGCGGGUCACAGGUCCUACCGCGCUUCACCAACGUCGGUCCUUCAUUUCACACAGUUGCAGGAAGAGUCCUUUGCAAAAAUUCAUCAGAAAGGCUGCCAGAAAUGGAAGCGAAGCUUCGUGUAAUAAUUGAUGACCGGAUUGAGAAGCUGGUUCUACCAUCAGGGAUCCCCCAAACAGUGCAGGAGCUGCAAAGUGUUGUGAAGGAUACCUUUGGUAUUGCAGAUGACUUCAGUCUUCAGUAUAUGGACUCAGAAUUUGAAGACUACUUUACUCUUAAUAGAAGUGACCAAAUCAAACACAAAGACACCAUAAAGAGUCUAGUGGAACAUCAUCUUCACAGGACACCAUUAUUCUGAGUCCGCCGAGCACCACUGGACGAUGUCAACCCUGGCCAAAGCUGUUCCCUAUUCCAGUGUUUGCUUAUGAAACUGAGAUGUACCUUGAAAGAGCCACUGAGAACUUCAAGAAGAAUGGAACAUUUAUGACUACCUCAAAGGUCAAGGCAGACAUACUGGAGAAGUUGGCAGAAACUAUUUUUACAUACACAGCUUAUCCAUCAGGUGGACAGAUAAGUGAUGUUGCUGAGGCACUUGUCAAAAAAUAUCCAUGUCUCAAAGAAUCUGGUUCUUUUUCUGGUUACUAUGGCUGGCAACAAAGCUUAAAGUACAAGAUGGCAAAUUAUCGCACCAAACUGCGAGGCUUUGGUGUACCUGAGGUCCUGUGCAAUGCAGUUAAACACAAGAGCCCUGCUGACCAGAAAUCUGCCAAGAAUGUUAAGAAGCCCAGAAAGGCAGAGGUAAAUUAUCUCCCUCCAUACCCACCAGGAGAGGAUAAGGACAGUCAGGAAGAAGAGAGGAUUCAGUUGCUCACUGAAGUGAAGAAAAAAGACAAUGAGAAGUUGAUCAAAGAAAAAAUGGCUAAAACAUUUGCACACAGACGUCAUGAAAUCGUCAGCCUGUCACCCAGCAUUGAGGACAUCAAAGCUAGAUGGCCUGCUCUGUUUCAGGCCUCUCAUCUGCAGGAUGAAUUCCUAAGGAUUACCACAAUACACCUGGAACCAAAAUUCAUGGCCAAGCUGGAUGAGUAUUCUCCGAAGUUGUUGGCUGUCUUCAAUUCCAAGGGAGGAGCCAUGGGAUUGAAAUUGCAGGGCAUCUUGCUUAAGGCACAAAGCAAUCCAAGCAUCAAUACUACCAGAGAUCUUGUAAUUCAGUGCCUGAUGGUGUACCUCGGGGAACAUACCGAUCAACUCUUCAAGGAGUAUAAUGAUGUUGAUGGAGACAGUGUUUCACAAGACCUCAGUGAGCAACAAAUGAAAAUCUACAAAAUCAAGACCACACUGUCAGAGGACUGGGAUGAUGUUGGUAUCGUGGUUGAGGGGGUGAGAGUUUUGGCUGACCUGGGCAAUGUUCCAAGGGCCUGUGUCAUGCUUAUUGGGUUGGCAUACGCAGUGGAUCUUGCUUAUCCUAAAGAGCUAAGGUACACCUUAGAAGUAUUCCAGAAACUCUUCCUGGAACUGGACUCUACAAGGCUGUCACCAAAAGUGAACAGCCUCAAGAACAAGUUGCUUGCUUAAAUAUGAACUCUUACAGAGCGAAAGGGAUGCGAGUUCACUUUGAGUAAUAUGUGAUAUUCUUUCAAGUUAUGCACUUGCCAAGAUAGACCCAAGAUGGUCCCUGGUGUUUGACAGGUUGUAUUUGUUAUCUUCUUUUGUAUUUACUGUCUAUUUUAUUGGAACAUUAACUGAGUUGGCCUUUUCAAAACUAAGAUGGAUGACACAUAUUGUCAAGCUUAGUUUCUCAUGCACCUUCUUCAGACUUUAAGUUAUUUUUUUUUCUUUUACUAUUACAUGUUCAGUAAUAUUUUCACUGAUGGUGUAUUGUAACACUUUUAUUUACCGGUACUUAAAUUUGCAGUUUUACAGACAGUUACAGUGAGAAAAAACAAAACAAAAAUGUCUGUAGUCCAAGCACUGUCAGGUUCAAAUUUAGUUUGUAAUGUGUUAUUGAGCCCAAGUUGUACAUUCUGAUUUUAUAAUGGCAGAAAUGCAUUUAUACUUAAAUUUCUUCAUGUAUUCAAGUGAGGUGCUAAACAUGUAACCUGAAUGAAGGACUUUUGGGCUUGGUAUUAGCACUGGCAACUGUUCAUUUUGUUUUAAUACACUGUUCGUCAGGAAUACAAAUUCUUAUGUAAAUCUGGGUAACUGAAUUAGAAAGUGCAUGGAGUUCUUCUUGUGACUGACUUGGUAAGUAGUAGAGGGCAGGGAAAUGGAUUCAGUUGACCAUAUCCCAGGAUCCUAGUUAAUGAUCAAGUAAGAGUUCAUAACUGAUCUAUGUGUAGGGAAAACUUGCUCGAUGAUGUGCACUUUUUUUUUUUUUUUUUUUUUUUGGGGGGGGGGGGGGGGAUUGCUGUACUAUACAUUUUGCCCAGAGGAUGUUGGACAGUUACAUUUUGAAAUGUUGUGAACAUAAUAAAUGUUUACCUUG